AUGCUGAUAAAGGACCGUGCAAUUCCAAUUGGCUCCGUUGUUGUUGUCGUCGGUGGAAAUGGACUCAUCGGCUUAGAGACAUGCGAGAAGCUUUUGCAGGCUGGGUAUAAGGUCAGAGGAACCGUCAGAGAUGUAAUUCAGCAUUCGGCUUGGAUGCAUAAUCUGUUUGAUGAAAAGUGGCCUGGACAAUUCGAACUGGUCUCCGUGGUCGACUUUGAGGAGAAGGGCGCGUUCGACGAAGCCUUCAAAGGAGCCGCGGGAGUUAUUUACGCCUCGACGCCAGUCAACUUCCAUCCUGAUCCCGCAAUGGUUGUCGGUCCAAUCGUCAGAUCCACGAUUAACACUCUAGAAGCUGCAGCCAAAGCAGGAGUCCAACGUUAUGUGCUGAGCUCUAGUUCGAAAGCUGUGGAGGCCACCGGAUAUGACGGUAUACCUCGCCGUCUCACGGCUAGGAUGUAUAACUGGGAUUGCCUCCUGGAGACUUCUUGUGGGCCGAGGCAUGACUCCUUCGAGUGGCUCCUAGAUGUAUACAGUGCCGGCAGGACCGUUGCAGAGAUAGCCUUCUGGUCUUGGAUCGCCGAGCACAGGCCCUCGUUUGUCGCGAACUGCGUCGUCCCAGACGGGAACUUUGGUCGUGGUCUAAACGGCGCGACAUCGUCGAACCAAAUGCUGAAAGAGGCCUUGGCUGGCGAUUGGGACUCUGUUCCUAUGCCUCUGGGUUUCCUAUGUGACGUGGAGGAUACGGCGCGGCUCCUGGUCGCUGCAACUGCCAAAUCCUCUCUUUCCAAUGAACGGAUCUUUGCAUACCAUAAGCAUUUGACUUGGGAUGAUCUUCGCCAGAAGGUCCGUUCAAUCCGACCGGAACUUGUCAAGGGCGACGACCAGCGUCUGCGGGGCAGUUAUCUCUCGAGCGCCGAGGGCGAGGUCAAUCGGGCAGAGGAGAUCUUAAAGGACGUUGGUCAACCAGGGUUCACCAGCGAGGAUUCCAUGCUGCAGAACUUUCUACAGACCUGCUUUUUGCUUUGA
Aspergillus puulaauensis is the source of this 1026-nucleotide messenger RNA. RefSeq lists its product as uncharacterized. Bases 1 to 1026 code for a protein of 341 amino acids. The transcript is spliced from 3 exons. The record is from RefSeq and is a predicted model, not a curated record. Lineage: Eukaryota; Fungi; Ascomycota; Eurotiomycetes; Eurotiales; Aspergillaceae. Gene Ontology annotation, molecular function: oxidoreductase activity, acting on the CH-OH group of donors, NAD or NADP as acceptor.